UCAGUUUACGUUUCGGCCGCGUCGCCUUCAGUUCCCCAGUGUUUCGUGACCAGGCUGCACUUCAUCCGCGGAGGCGCCUGCUAUUGCAAGAGCAAACACAGAAACAGAUUCUAAAACAGAAACAGAAACUGGAUCCCAGAGCCAACUCAUUGUCAUUCAUAGCUUAGCAUAGUUGCUGCGUAAGAUUGUGUGUGCGUGGAUAGCAGCGGCAGUGAGUGUGCGUGAGUGCGUAAAACCGGAGGCGUCUGUAGUUUUCCACAGGACAUCGCACCAGCGAUUUGGACUAGCGAGAGCGGAACCCGUCAACAGGGCGCAUCGCUUGAAGCACUUCCUCCGUAGCCACCGCUGACAUCUCCUGUUCCUGUUCCCGUUCCCGGACGUCGAUCAUGAAGCACUCGCCGCUGAUUGCCAGCGCUUGUCUGGCGCUGGUGUUGAUGUCAUCCAGCCUGAUUGGCAGCACCGAGGCCAGAAACAAGAAGAAGUACGUCGGCGAGACGGGCGGCGAUUUCGAGUUUAUCGAUGAGAUAAACAAAAACACGCAGAGCAACAAGAAUCUGGGCGAGCACAAGCGCUGGAUACACGAUCCCUCGAGUGACCUUUGCCGACCGCUGAACUGCAAGAAGCGUGAAAUCUGCCUGCUGGAGGACGAGUUCAGUGCCGUUUGCGUGUCGAAGAAGGAGCUCCACAAGAAUCGUGAUGAGAUAAUCACCAAGGCCAAGUAUUUGGAGGAGGAGGCCAAGCGGCGUGUCAACCAGCAGGACAAUCAGGACAGCCAGGACGCGGAGGAUAUCAACAACGACGACGAGGAUAACAGCAGCGAUGGCGGCAGCAGCAACUCCAGCCCCACAGGCACCAACAAUGCCCAGGCCAGUGUCCAGGGAAAUGAGGAGACCGACGACGAAGAUAAGAGCCUAAGUCUGGGCGACGACGACGAGUCCAAGGAGGAUGAUGUCUUCUACGAGAACAGUAUCGCCGCCGGCGAUAAGCAGCAGCAGCAACAGCAGCUAUCCCAGCCUGCUGCAGGACCUUCCGUUAUUCAGCAGGACGACGACGAGGAGUUGGACAACUGCAAGCCGUGUCCUGUGGCCAAGCCGACGUUCCUGUGCGGAGCCGACAACAGGACCUACUCAUCACUAUGCAGAUUGGAUUAUCACAAUUGCAUACAUUCGACGUCCAUACGGAUCGCCUGCAAAGGAUUCUGUCCCUGCAAGGAGAUUGUCGAUGGAAAGCGGCUGCAGCGCAUCUCGGGCUACAACAACAAGUACAACAAGAAGAUCAGCCUGGACCAGCAGCAGCAGCAGCAGCAACAACAACAACAGCAGCAGCAGCAGCAGCAGGCCUACAAGGACAGCAACAACAACAACAUCAUGAUGAACAGCGGCAACAUAAUGGGCGGCAACAACAACGACUUCAACACGAUCAUGAAUGACAAAGAGGACAAUAACCGGCACAACAACCACAUCAAUGCCCAGUACACUUUCACGCCCGAGGAGAUCAAAUAUGACAACAAGCACUACAAGUACCUCAAGUACACGGCCUACAAGAAGGACUCCAAGUACCAGGAGGACAAGCACAAGAUGCGCAACUAUAACGAGGUGGUCGAGAAGCAGCAGCAGAAGUUCAAUAAGAACAGCAACUUGAAUGCCUAUCCAUCGAAAUCGGCAGAGUGCAAGCCGCAGCAACUGACGGCGAUUGGCAACCGACUGCUGGACUGGUUCUCGGUGAUCAUGGCGGACAGCAAGAAGCGGCGCCAGCACAGCCAGAAGUCAAAGGCCCACUUCCCGCCCGCCUGCAAGACGGAGGCCAAGUGGAUGUUCGGCCACCUGGAUCUGAAUAACGACGGGCAGCUGUCGCUGCAGGAGAUGUACGACCUGGAGCAUGACCAGAACGAGCGUUGCAUCAAGCCAUUCAUCGACACCUGCGACUUGGACACGGAUAGCUCGAUCAACACACGGGAAUGGUGCAGAUGCUUCGAGAAGACGGAUCGUCCAUGUGCCGCUGUGCGCCGGAGAAUCGCCGGCGACUUUGCAGGAGCCUACGCACCGGACUGCGACAUCCAGGGAUUCUACAAGCCUACCCAGUGCCACAAUUCCGUGGGAGUUUGCUGGUGCGUGGACAAGCACGGAGUGGAGUUCGCCAACACACGCACACGCGGCAAACCCAAUUGCGAGUCCGUGGUUAAUAAUGCCGCAUCGCUCACAUCCGAUGACGAGGACGAGGGCGCCGAUGACGAGGACAGCGCGGAGGGCAGUGCCGAUCAGAUGCUGGUCUUCUAAGCGAAACCACAGCUCCUCCAGCAGCUGGGGCAACCGAUGGCGAUAGCCCUUGGCCCUGGCGCAUCAUCCAAUCAGCGAGCUAGCGUUAUAACAGAAAAUUAAUAUUAUUAUUAUUAUGAUUGCAAACAAAUCGAAGAAAAGUGGAAGUAAAAGCGAACGCAGCAGCGAAAAACCCAAAAACAGAAACAUAAAUGUGCAGUAGCCAAGUAAGCGUUUUUGAAUAGAACUACGAAUAGCAAACAGCAGAAGCAGCAAAACUCACUCACUCACACUCACACACAUCACGCCAUCAAGGAUAACUAAAAGGAGCGCCACCAGGACGAGAGAGCAGGACGAAACUGUAGCAUAGUUGAAGGCGCAUCGCACGCAAAUUGGCAAACCGCUGAUCCCAGCAGUAGAACAAAUACAAAAAACAGAGAACCACCACAUAUACUCACCCAUCGCAGGCUCAUGUUAUUUUUCCCCCAUUUUUCGGUCAAUCAGCACAGCCCAGCCAGCCACGAUUUCGCCUUUGUUAUCAUUGUCGUUUGCACGGAUGGUUGACCUCAGUUAUAGCCAGUAAUCCGUCUAUUUUUUGCCUUUCGCAGCAGAACUAGUUCCACUCAUACACAUGUCCUUCUCUGCUUUCGCGACACACAACACACGCUAAGAAUUCCGCCCAAACGAAAAAUAUAUUAAAAUUUAUGUGAUAAGUUUUUGAAAUGAAUGAGAGUACGAACGAGGAAGGCAACUGUCCAUCUGUUAGCUGCGAGUCCAGUGCCCUCAGGAUCAAAGGAUGGCAGAAUCGAAGGAUUGCAGCAUCGCAGGAUCUGAGGAUAGCUGUGGGUAGCUUGGGAUCGUAGGAUCUUAGGAUUUUGGGAGCAUAGGAUCUCAGGAUCUUAGGGUCGUAGGAGUUCAUAGCCGUUGGAUGGAUUCGGUGGAGACACAGGAACGUGUGGCCAAAACACAAGUAGUUCGAGUGGGGAAAUUUUGGUGGAAAUGUGGCAGACUCAUAGUUGCAUAUGUACGAAACAUAACCGCGUUCAUUUAGUGUUACUUACCAGAUAAAUAGUGAGAGAUCCGGCGCUUGCAAGGCUUUGUCAACGUCGGCUUAACGUCGUUUGUAUCAGCACCUGCCAGGGCAAAAAAGAAACUCAGCACCUGCUUUUACGUAAACACACCCACUUUCCAUUGAGCACUCCAGGAUAUUGGAGAUAUGAUUAAAAUUUCCACACACUCGUAGGACAUACGACAUUAACGUAAGGAAAGGACUCGGCAAGAGAUUCGAUAAAUGGCAAUUCGCUUAUACAUGCAUAUAUGAAUAAAUAUAUAAUAUGUUUACCGUGUAAGUAUAUAAGAAGCAUAAUUAAGUGGCAGCAAAUAGCAGAUCGUCGAACCGUAGCUCAUCCCAGUUUUUUUUUUUUUAAUUCCGCCCUUUGAUAUUUUCCGGAUGUGAAAAAAAUUAAAACGUAAUAUUGGAGUUUUAAACACAUUUAUGAGCGUGGAGGAAAGAAAAAUAAGAACAUUGAAUGCUUGCAAAAUGACGAAAUUAUAUAGCCAAUUGUAGUAAACAAAACCAAUGCAUAUAAACAAACCUUUUAAUUAUAGCAAAAAUUUAUAACCAACAAUGAACAUUAAUAACAAUCAUUUGCGAUCAAGCGAAGAGUGGAGAAAAGUAUCUGUUUUCGGCUGCAUUUAAAGUAAAGAGCAAAGAAUAAUAAAAAUAUAACUGACUAUGUACUACGAUUACGAUUGUAUUUAUGUAUGUAUUUAUUAAAAUGCAAACUGCAUUACUUCUAGGAAGCCAUCACAGUUUAAACCCAAUUUACAGACCUUUGGCACUAAAUCUUCCUUGACAAUUAUUAUAGUUUUUUUUUUUUUUUUGCAUUUCUGUUUAGAUUUUGUCCACUCACAAAUAUUAUAUCCAUAGAAUCGUGUUCAUGAUAAUGCGUAAUACGUAAUGCAUUUUGAAAACUUUUACUUCGAUUCGAUAGCACAGGUUUUCGUUUCUACCAACUACGAUUCGUUUAUGUACGGAAUGAUGAAAUCAAUAAAUAUUAUUUAAUGCAAUUAAAUGGCUAACUCUUUUCUUCAACAAUCGUCAGCAGGUAAAGGAUCUACUUCAGC
Messenger RNA from Drosophila melanogaster (fruit fly), 4382 nucleotides. RefSeq names its product carrier of wingless (gene Cow). The coding region runs from base 387 to 2276 and encodes 629 amino acids. Lineage: Eukaryota; Metazoa; Arthropoda; Insecta; Diptera; Drosophilidae. Gene Ontology annotation, cellular component: extracellular region. Gene Ontology annotation, molecular function: serine-type endopeptidase inhibitor activity; calcium ion binding. The transcript has 11 exons. The record is from RefSeq and is marked reviewed.